CAAGGGGAAGAAGAGGGGGCGGGUGAUGAUGAUGGGGGUAGCGGGUACAGGCGCGAGUUCCACCGUCAGGCAGUUCAAGCUCGUGAAGGAGAGCGAGCUAAGGGUAGAGGUGGGGGCGGACUCCCCAAUUCGCAUCCGCCUCGCCUCCGGCACAGCUGAGAUCUUUGGUACAGAGCUUCCCCCAGAAAACUGGGUCUCCUUCCCUCCCUUGCACAAAUUUGCUAUUUUCACUUGGAAUGGUGCUACCUUGGAUGUGGAUGGCACUACUGAAGUUGAAUAUGUUGCCGAUGAGACACCUAUGAUUAGUUAUGUGAAUGUGCAUGCUAUACUGGAUGGCCGAAGGGCUCGUGCAAAGGAAGCUUAUACAACUGCUUCUGCUGAUUCUGUGUCGCUACCAGUUCAGAAAGAAUCGCAGGGCCCAAGGGUGAUUGUUGUAGGACCAACUGAUUCAGGCAAGAGUACAUUGUCAAGAAUGCUAUUAAGUUGGGCUUCAAAACAAGGUUGGAAGCCAACAUUUGUGGAUUUGGAUAUUGGUCAAGGAUCAAUCACCAUUCCCGGCUGCAUUGCUGCCACUCCAAUUGAAAUGCCCAUAGAUCCUGUUGAGGGAAUUCCUCUUGAGAUGCCUAUUGUCUAUUUUUUUGGUCACGUUAGUCCAAGUGGUCAUGCAGAUUUAUACAAAGUGCUUGUGAAGGAACUUGCAAAAACCUUAGAGAGGCAGUUUACAGGAAAUUCUGAAGCUCGAGCUGCAGGCAUGGUGAUCAAUACGAUGGGUUGGGUUGAAGGUGUUGGAUAUGAGUUGCUGCUUCAUGCCAUUGAGGCAUUCAAUGCUGAUGUCGUGUUGGUUUUGGGGCAGGAAAAACUUUAUAGCAUGCUUAAAGAUGUACUUAAGACCAAAGGCAGUGUGGACGUUGUCAAACUUCACAAGUCUGGGGGUGUUGUUUCAAGAAACCCAAAAUUCCGGCAGAAGGCGAGAAACCACAGGAUAAGGGAAUACUUUUAUGGUCUCUCCAAUGACCUCUCCCCUCAUUCCAACGUUGUGAGUUUCAAUGAUGUAACUAUUUUCCGGUUAGGGGGUGGGCCACAGGCGCCCCGUUCAGCACUCCCAGUAGGUGCAGAGCCCUUAGCUGAUCCUACACGCCUGGCACCUGCCAGCGUCAGUCUUGACAUGCUCCACCAAAUUCUUGGGGUUUCAUAUGCCAAGGAACCUGAUCAAGUGAUCUCCAGCAAUGUUGCUGGAUUUAUCUAUAUAACAGAUAUCGAUAUGCAAAGGAAAAAGAUAACAUAUCUCGCACCUUGUCCUGGUGAACUACCUAGUCGGUUUUUGCUUGUUGGGAUGCUGACGUGGUUUGAAAGUUAAGAAGUCUUCCAGUGACACAAGACGGUUCUGCUAGCACAAGUUAAUUCAGAGGAAUGUUCCAAUAGGUUACUAAGCUCCAUCAGAAAAGCCCAAAAGUGGGGAUGCCUAGACCACACAUGUUUGAACUUACAGUGCAUUUUGUGGUGUUUUAAAUCCAUCCGUCAGUUUUAACGCUUCUUUUUUGUAUCUUUCUUUGAGUUAAGGCGACCUGCGAGCAGCAGGCAACUGUAAAUUUGAAGUGUUGCAUCAAUACUUGAUAAUCAAUAUACCAUAUGAGAUCAAUAACUUA
Molecule: messenger RNA, 1646 nt
Organism: Nymphaea colorata (pocket water lily)
Lineage: Eukaryota; Viridiplantae; Streptophyta; Magnoliopsida; Nymphaeales; Nymphaeaceae
Product: protein CLP1 homolog
Exons: 10
Coding region: 26-1357 (443 amino acids)
Biological process (GO): tRNA splicing, via endonucleolytic cleavage and ligation
Cellular component (GO): nucleus; mRNA cleavage factor complex
Molecular function (GO): polynucleotide 5'-hydroxyl-kinase activity
Source: RefSeq, a predicted model, not a curated record